UUGAGCAUGAGUACUUUUUGUCCCCCUUCUUUUUGUGGCUUUUCUGUGACUCCUUUUCAAAGUAUUCCAGGCAGCUUAAAAAUACAAAACGUUCAGCAAUCUGACCAAGAGCUAAUCAUUAUCUAUUUUAGUGACAAUCUGAACCAAAACAGGACCCUUGAAAACAGCUUGUUUGUGGUGAGGUUUUUGAAUCAACCUGUAUCUACUCGAACCGAAGGAAAUUUGGAAGCAAAUUGCAAACCUCUCCAAGAGUGAAAAAUGCUGGCUCUUUUGUUUUCCUUUUAUAUGUCAGAUAUCCAACAUGUGCAUUUAUGAAUAUUCUUUCUGAAGACCUGGACUUCAUUUUAAGGAGCCUUCACAUAAAUGGGUCCAGUUAUGCCUGCCAGUAAGAAGCCGGAAAGCUCAGGAAUCAGUGUGUCUAGUGGACUGAGUCAGUGUUACCGGGGUAGCAGUUUCUCCAAGGCCCUUCAGGAAGACGAUGACCUUGACUUUUCUCUGCCUGACAUCAGACUAGAAGAGGGGACCAUGGAAGAUGAGGAGCUCACAAACCUGAACUGGUUGCACGAGAGCAAGAACUUACUGAAGAGUUUCGGGGAGCCGGUCCUCAGGAGUGUCAGCCCCGUCCAGGACUUGGACGAUGACACCCCUCCGUCUCCCGCCCACUCUGACAUGCCCUACGAUGCCAGGCAGAACCCCAACUGCAAGCCCCCUUACUCCUUCAGCUGCCUCAUAUUUAUGGCCAUUGAGGACUCGCCAGCCAAGCGUCUGCCAGUGAAAGAUAUCUACAACUGGAUCUUGGAACAUUUCCCGUAUUUUGCAAAUGCACCGACUGGGUGGAAAAACUCAGUGAGACAUAAUUUGUCAUUGAAUAAGUGUUUUAAAAAAGUGGACAAAGAGAGGAGUCAGAGUAUUGGGAAAGGGUCGUUGUGGUGCAUAGACCCAGAAUAUAGACAAAAUCUAAUUCAGGCUUUGAAAAAGACACCUUACCACCCAUCCCCCACUCCUCAGGCAUAUCAAAGCACAUCAGGUCCACCCAUCUGGCCGGGCAGUACCUUCUUCAAGAGAAACGGAGCCCUUCUGCAAGAUCCUGACAUUGAUGCUGCCAGUGCCAUGAUGCUUUUGAAUACUCCCCCUGAGAUACAAGCAGGUUUUCCUCCGGGAGUGAUACAGAACGGAGCGCGGGUUCUGAGCCGAGGACUGUUUCCUGGCGUCCGGCCAUUGCCAAUCACGCCUAUUGGAAUAACGGCAGCCAUGAGGAACGGCCUCACCGGCUGCCGCAUGCGGACUGAGAGCGAGCCGUCCUGUGGCUCCCCGGUGGUCAGCGGAGACCCCAAGGAGGACCACAACUAUAGCAGUGCCAAGUCCUCCGAUGCCAGGAGCACCUCACCUGCCAGUGACUCCAUCUCCUCCUCCUCCACCUCCUCCUCCUCUUCCACCUCCUCCUCCUCUUCCUCCUCCUCCUCUUCAGCUGACGAUCACUACGAGUUUGCCACAAAGGGGAGCCAGGAGGGCAGUGAGGGCAGCGAGGGGGGCUUCCCGAGCCCUGGGAGCCACAGUGAAGCGGAGGAGGACGACAGGAAGGCCAGCCCGAAGGACGCCAAGGACGCCCUGGGGGACAGCGGCUAUGCAUCCCAGCCCAAGAAGCGCCAGCACUUCGUCAAGGCCCGGAGGGUCCCCAGCGACUCGCUGCCCCUCAAAAAGAGACGCACAGAAAAGCCCCCCGAGAGCGACGACGAGGAGAUGAAGGAGGCGGCUGGGUCGCUCCUGCACCUGGCCGGCAUCCGCUCCUGCUUGAACAACAUUACCAAUCGGACGGCAAAGGGGCAGAAAGAGCAAAAGGAAACCACAAAAAAUUGAAAACAAGUCACUGAUUUGUUUUGAACUUAAUGGCCAUUUGGUUUUCAGCAUGUCAGGAGAUAUUCUAAUGAUUUGUGGCAAUAUCAGCAAUUUUGUUUCCUUUUUUUCUCUCUCUCUUUUAUUUUUCCUUUUGGU
This is a messenger RNA of Dipodomys ordii (Ord's kangaroo rat), 1992 nucleotides long. It is a transcript of the gene Foxn3, whose product is annotated as forkhead box N3. Gene Ontology annotation, molecular function: DNA-binding transcription factor activity; cis-regulatory region sequence-specific DNA binding. Bases 364 to 1857 code for a protein of 497 amino acids. The transcript has 8 exons. Lineage: Eukaryota; Metazoa; Chordata; Mammalia; Rodentia; Heteromyidae. Gene Ontology annotation, cellular component: nucleus. Gene Ontology annotation, biological process: regulation of DNA-templated transcription. The record is from RefSeq and is a predicted model, not a curated record.